CCCGUACCACUCGCGUUGCUGUGUUCGCGCGGGGAUUUUCAUGAUCGCACGAUCAAACUCAUCGUACGAUCGUUAUUAAGCAUUUCAUGUGCCAAAUAGGACACUCUUGAAGAUAUCUGUAUGUUUGAACUCGUCGCACGACGAGAACGCAUCGCGCCAUCGUACGAUCGCUGCCAAUUAGGACGCCGCCUAAGGCUGAACUUCACAAACAUCUUUUGCGGACGCAACACAUAACAAGUAUCUGGCGUAACGCACAUCUGAAAACUCCAAUAUUUUUGUUGCCUGGAAGAACGGUUGGACUAUAAGAGAUGAAAAGUAUGAAUUUAAAUGGUUUGCCACAAACGGUUUUGGAAGCAAUUAAAACUGGCCAAACUCCAGAAAACAGCGCCAAUAACGAAGAUGAUGAACCGAUUUAUGACCCAGAAAUGUUUUCGAAUACGAUGUACCAUACAAAAAUGUUGGACAUGUAUAGAUGAAUCAGCCCAAAUGAUUACGAUGUUCACGAUUGAUGAGCAUGUGAUGCAGUACAGCACAUUAUUGACCUACAUCCUCGUUGGGGUACUGUUCGUAGUUGUGGGCUUCAGGCCCCCUUGGUGGAACAAGAAGUCGUCUAGUUCCAGCCACUGCUACGACGAGCGAGCUGCGCAAAAUAUCCCAGGUAACUAA
Messenger RNA from Acanthoscelides obtectus, 666 nucleotides. The record is from the annotation of a GenBank genome assembly. NCBI's taxonomy places the organism in Eukaryota, Metazoa, Arthropoda, Insecta, Coleoptera, Chrysomelidae.